This is a messenger RNA of Gavia stellata (red-throated loon), 4370 nucleotides long. RefSeq names its product zinc finger protein 804B (gene ZNF804B). The record is from RefSeq and is a predicted model, not a curated record. The coding region runs from base 255 to 4370 and encodes 1371 amino acids. NCBI's taxonomy places the organism in Eukaryota, Metazoa, Chordata, Aves, Gaviiformes, Gaviidae. Gene Ontology annotation, cellular component: nucleus. The transcript is spliced from 4 exons.
AUGCGCUCUGGCUGCCGCCGCUGCUGCCGCCUUCAGUGCAUCCUGCUGCUGGCAGCGCUAACCCGGGCGCUGGAUGAGACGGGAGGGGGGAGAUCGCUGCUGCGGUUCCGCCCGCUCCUUCAUGCGGGCUUCUGCUCCGGCGGGGGUAGCACCGCCGCCGCCGCCGCCGCCGCCGAGGAGGAGCCGGCCUGCCUUCCCCCCCGCCACCCGCCGGGCUGGGGCGCUCCCCGCGCUCGCCCGCCCGGGGGGCCCGCAUGGCGUGCUACCUGGUCAUCAGCUCCCGGCACCUCAGCAACGGGCACUACCGCGGCAUCAAAGGCGUCUUCAGGGGACCGCUCUGCAAGAAGGGCGCCCGCUCGCCGGUAACUGCCACCUCCUCGCUCCCUCCCUCACUUGCCCCCCGCACGGACUAUGCUGAGAAGGAGAAAGCUGCAGCCAAGGCUCUGGAGGAUGUGAAGGCUAACUUCUACUGUGAACUAUGUGACAAGCAGUACCACAAACACCAGGAAUUUGACAACCACAUCAAUUCUUAUGACCAUGCUCACAAGCAGAGAUUGAAAGAUUUAAAACAAAGGGAAUUUGCUCGAAAUGUGGCUUCAAAGUCAUGGAAAGAUGAGAAGAAACAGGAAAAAGCACUCAAGCGGCUCCACCAGCUCGCAGAGUUACGGAAGCAGUCAGAAUGCAUCACUGGGAGUGGACCAUUGCUUAAAGCCCCCAGAUUAGUCAUGGAAAAGCAGCAAUCGCCAGAUGGCAUUUUCCUGUACAAGGGCGGCAGUUUCACAGCCAGUUCUCAAAGAACUGCCAUGCAAGGACAAGGUUUCUCCAGCAGCGUACUAGAGAAACAGCAGCUUAUCAUAAACAGGCACCAGUCCCCUACUGAAAGACCCCAUGCACUUGGAAAUCAAGUCUCACAAGUGUUCCCAGAUAGCACUAAUGCUUCUCAAAGGGUGGGAGUGUCUUUCUCGUUCUCUAAAAAAUUCCCUUUGAAACUUGAGUCCUCCGCAUCAGUCUUCAGUGAGAACUCCGAAGAAGGAAACGAUUGUAGUGAAUCCCCCAACCAUAAAACAAAGCAAGCUCUUGAGGACUAUUGUUCUGGCACACUUUUGGAGGAGGAUGUAAAAGGAAGCUUGGAUAAAGGGCCACCUAUUACACAAGACCAAAUGGGUUUGGAUAACAGUGCAUCAAGUCACAUAGCUGCAAAACCUAAAAUGCUAAAGGAAAAUUGUAAAAGCAGUGGUAGAGAACUAGAAGAAAAGGUCAGUGCUCAUCCUUCAUUUUACAAAGUCAAAAUGCAGCUUUCAAAUUUGGAUUUUUCUGGUUCACUCAGAGAGACAGAGCAAGAGUGCAAAUUGAAUGAGUCUGAGCAAUUGUUGGAAACUCUCAUUUCACCUUCUUACCGAGCUAGCAAUUUUUGUACACAGCUGAACACCUACAAGCACAGCAAUGCCCACCUGCCUGACCAGUUACCUGAGCUCCCACAACAGCCAGAACCUCAGCUGGCAUGCGCAAGCAACAUUAAUGACAGUCCUGGGGUGGUAAAAAGAGAAAGAUCUUUGGAGAGUUCAGAAACCACAAAUGGGAAUACAGAAAUGCUUCCAAGGGAGAUCAUGGUUGAAGAGGUUAAACCCCAGUCAUUGCCCUUCCUCCAUGUAGUGAGCAAAGAUGGCACCACUGCUCUUCAGUGGCCCACAGAAUUACUUUUGUUUACAAAAACUGAGCCCUGUAUUUCAUAUGGCUGUAAUCCACUGUAUUUUGACUUCAGACUCUCUUUAAAUCACAGAGAUGGUAAACAGCAUGAAACAAACAAAGAAAGCUGUAAAGAGCACUCUAUAAAUAAGACUGCAGAUGAAAAUGAAGUCUCAGGUUUAAUAAAACACAAGCAAAUGUCCAAUGAACAAGAUAAUCAGUUGUUGAAACCAAAGAAGAUGAAAGGUUCCCUAAAUCCAAGAAAGGCCAAGCAAAAAGCUGAGUCAGACAUAGGGAAAGAAAUGAAUGAAAAAGGUCAAAAAUACUUUGCAGAUUAUUUGAAUGAAAAUAUACCCAAAGUGCCUGCUUACCUUGAUGUCUCACAAAAGGAUUAUGUGACAGAAAAAAGUCUUCAUACAACAACACUGAGAAGAUCUUUAAAGCAUCAUUUUCAUAGCUGUGAAAGAAAAAAAGAGAACAUUAGAAAUGAAAGCAUUUCCUUUUCUGCUUUUAUGUCUAGGAUUAAAAAGUCUAAAGCUGCAAAAUACCAUUUAAUUUAUUCUGAGGAAAAAUGUGAAAACCAAAAUGACCGCACAUCCAUUCAAGAUGUGCCCAGCUGCAGCAGUGACAUAAGUGACAGUGGAAAAGACUCUAGUGGAAGUUUCCUUAGCUAUAAAUCCAGUUCAAACAGCAGGUAUUCAGAAAAUGAAGGUUGUGGAAGUUACACAAGAUGCUGGAGAUUCCCCUCUCCUCAAAAGUCCUCCUCUGACAGACAUUCCAGUUAUUCUGACACUUCAGUUAGCAGUACUGGUAGCUACAUGAGCUACAUGAAUCCCACAUCGAACAAUCACAGCAGAAAUCAUUUGCUUUUUUGUUGUAAAAGAAAAAGCAAGACAGCUGAAAGGCACAAAUGUAAACACAGAAAGCACAAGUGUAUUUUCACUUCUGAUGAUACAGACGAGGAUUAUCUUUGUUGUAGUAGAAGUCACAGAAUCAGAAACUGUACACAGAGGGGCACAAUUAGAUAUCGAAGAUGUUCAAGACAUAAAGUUUUACAGCACAGAGACAGAUCUAAACACAGCAGACGUAGACACCAGCAUUUUGGCAAAGUGCACAGUAGAAGUAGAAGCUACCAUAGCUCCAAAAGUUGUUCCACCAGAGAUUCAAGAAACAGCGGAAGAUCCUCUAGUAGCAGAAUAUCAAGAGGUAGCAGUUCAGGAUCCUUCUCAAAAGAGAUUGACAACUGUGACAACAAAACAAAAGAGGACACAGAAAGAGGUUCUAACACCAAACUGGGAAAAGCUGAAACUGCACAUUAUGACUCUUUGAAUGUGAAUGGUCAGUCAAAAAACCUUGCCAACCGCUCUUCUGAAACCCUGGCAAAAGACACAUGUGGAAAAAUAAAGUCACUGACAGCCAAGUUACUUUUAGAAAGAAUGCAGUCCAAGAAAAUCCAGGAACAAAUGCACGAUUCAGAGAAAUUUUCAAACACGUGUGGGGUAGAACUGCAGGAUCACUUGCAAAGUCACUUUGCUCUUCAGUUUUCACCAUCGGUAGAUGACAUUGCAAUGUUACCUUUGCCAGAGAAACUGCUAAGCAUAGGUAAAAAUGACACAGGGCAUAAUGAAAUCAGUUCGUUGGAAACCAGUGUGAAGAAAAACAACUUUGGAGCAUCAGAGAUAACUAAUGUUGCUCUUUCAACAGGCACUGAUUAUGAUCAUUGUCUUUUUAAAGACAUCGUUCAAAUAGGAACAGGCUAUCAGAGCCCGAGCACAAAAAGGAACACAGCAAUAAAGGAACAAUCCAAUCUCUUCAUUAGUGAAGUGCAACCCUUUAUACAAAGCUGUGACCCAGUACCAAAUGAUUUCCCUGGUGCUUUUCCCUCUCAAAGAUAUUCUGCUGUUGCUAAUUCAACAGACACCAAAGAAGAACUACAUGAUAUAGACAUGGACUCAAACCAAGCAGAAGGCAGUUCAGACUCUCUUUGUGACAAUGCUAUGCAGAAGUAUGGUGACACAGUAAAUGACCCAGAAGUGUACAGUAAAUCCACCUCCCCUCCUUUAACGCAGCAGCCAAUCACGUUUUCACCAGAGGAAGCAGACAAAUACAGGUUGCUGCAGCUGCAAGCCCAGCAGCAUAUGCAGAAACAACUUCUGGCAAAACACCUAAAAAUUUUGCCUGCCCCAGGACCAGCUGCCUUGUCUGCAACACCAGCAGUUCCGGCCCUCCCUGUUCAACAGCAUGCUACUGUCACCACCAUCCACCACACUCUGCUGCAACGCUUUGCUAUCUCGGCAUCUGUACAUCCCCACGGCAGCCAUCUCUCCCUGGCACACCUCCACCCCCUCUCUCAGGCACCUUUCGCCCCCAUAUCACUUUCCCCAUUAGCACCAGCCCUCAUUCCCACCCACCCUGCUCUGCUGACAGGACACCCAUUGCACUUGGUCUCCACCACCCCCCUCCAACCUUCCCUGCUGACCUUCCCCGCACUGCCACACACUGCAUAUAUCCCAGCCUUAUUUACACCACACCUGAAUGCAGCCACACCUUCUGCUAUAAAUCCAAAUCCCUUGGUUCAUCCAUUAUUCCAAGGGCGAGAGCCCCAUCACCAUUCUUGCUCUAGCCAGACCCAACAGCUACCGACAAUAAAAGAUGUUUUCAGUGUUUCUAGCUAUUUAAACUAG